Molecule: messenger RNA, 9205 nt
Organism: Gryllus bimaculatus (two-spotted cricket)
Lineage: Eukaryota; Metazoa; Arthropoda; Insecta; Orthoptera; Gryllidae
Source: the annotation of a GenBank genome assembly
UCGGUUUCGUUUGUGUGUGUGUGAGUGACUGGAACCGCCGCGUAGGUGUGCGCAGGUUGUGGGAGCGGGAGGGGCGUUGCUGUGCAGAUGAGUUGGGCGUAGGUUGAGUAGUGUGCGUUUGUAUGUAGCUAUGGCAGUUAACAAGUAUUUCGUAUUUGUUACUUAUAUAUCAUGGCUUUCAUCUGUUCACGCAGAUUAUUAUUAUGAAUGUAAUGAACCACUUUUGGAUAGUGCGGAUUUCAAAGCUACAUCUUCACUUCCGGAGCGUGGUCCACAAAACGCCAGAUUAAAUGGUGGUAAUGCAUGGACUGCUGCAAGUUCAGACUUUGAUCAGUUUUUGACAAUUGACCUGGGCAAAGUGAAGAACAUAACAGGAAUAGCAAUUCAAGGUCGGCCGCAUUCUUCAGAGUAUGUCAUGGAAUAUGGCAUACGUUAUGGAACAAACGGCCUUGAUUAUGCUAUCUAUAAAGAGCCUGGAGGCAAUGCUCGGGUGGUUCGGCAUGGACACCCAAAGAAAACACUUACAAUCAAAAGUUAAAAAUUGACCUUGGAGGCAGGAAGUUAAUUAAUGCUAUAGGCACUCAGGGACGUGCUAAUACGCAGGAGUAUGUUGUGGAAUAUAGUGUGGAAUACUCAGAUGAUGGAGAGGGAUGGCGAUCUUACCCAAGCUCUUCUACAGGGUUUAUUGAGAUGUUCAAAGGUAACACCAAUGGCAAUUCUGAAAGAAGAAAUCGAUUUGAUGUCCCCAUUAUUGCCCAGUGGAUACAGAUUAAUCCAACAAGGUGGCAUGAUCGGAUUUCACUUCGUGUUGAGUUGUAUGGGUGUGACUUUGAGUCGGAUACUUUAUACUUCAAUGGAACAGCAUUGGUGAGAUGGGAUCUUUUACGAGACCCUAUUUCUGCUUCUCGUGAAACUAUUCGAUUUAGGUUUAAAACAACUGUUGCUAAUGGAGUCCUAAUGUACAGUCGGGGAACACAAGGAGAUUAUUUUGCUUUACAGUUGCGGGAAAAUCGUAUGUUAUUGAAUGUAGAUCUGGGAGCUGGUCUCAUGACAAGUCUUUCAGUAGGAAGUCUGUUGGAUGACAAUUUGUGGCACGAUGUAGUUGUUUCUCGGCAUCACAGAGAUAUAGUAUUUUCAGUUGAUCGUGUCGUCAUUAAAGGACGAAUAAAAGGAGAAUUUUCUAGAUUAAAUCUCAAUAGAGAAUUUCUCAUCGGUGGUGUAUCAAAUAAACAAGAUGGCCUCGUGGUGACUCAAAAUUUUACUGGUUGUAUGGAAAAUAUUUAUUUUAAUUCUACAAAUGUUAUAAGAAAUAUCAAAGAAGUUGCACCCUAUUCUGCUUAUGAUUACAAUAAUCUUGUCUAUCAGAGAAUACAUGUUGUUUACACUUGUGAAGAACCCCCUAUUACUCCUGUGACUUUCCUUACGAAACAGUCUCAUGUAAGGUUGAAAGGGUAUGAAGGUGUUAAUACAAUGAAUGUUUCCUUUGCCUUUCGGACAUAUGAAGAGGAUGGAUUACUUGUUUAUCACAAGUUUCUUCAUGACGGUCAUGUAAAGUUAUAUCUUGAGGAUGGAAAGAUAAAAAUUGAGUUGGUGACUCCAGGUAAUCCAAAAACUUGGUUAGAUAAUUAUGAUGAUCUGUUUAAUGAUGGGAGGUGGCAUCGUGUAAUUAUGACAAUAAAAAAAAACAAGCUUAUUUUGGAUGUUGAUAAUCGACCAAUGGAAACGACUCGCCUUUUAUCAAUGACAACAGGAGCAAAGUAUCUAAUUGGAGGUGGUAUUGAUACAUCAGGGUUUAUUGGUUGUAUGCGGAUGAUAAGUGUCGAUGGAAAUUACAAACUUCCGGCUGACUGGACAGAAGAGGAGUAUUGCUGCAAAAAUGAGUUAGUUGUUGAUUCUUGUCAGAUGAUUGACAGAUGUAACCCUAAUCCUUGCAAACAUGAUGGCAUUUGCAAACAAAAUUCAAAUGAAUUCUUUUGCGAUUGUGCUAACACUGGUUAUUCAGGAGCAGUCUGUCAUACAUCUCUGAACCCUCUUUCUUGCCUGGCUUACAAGAAUACAAAUGCUGUAAAUCAGCAAGCAGAAGUGAAAAUUGAUGUGGAUGGCAGUGGUCCUUUGCGACCAUUUCCAGUUACAUGCAGGUUUUAUGCGGAUGGUAGUGUCAUCACUGAAGUUGCUCAUUCAAAUACUGAAGUGACUCCUGUUGAUGGAUUUGACGCUCCAGGAAGUUUUCAACAGGAUAUUAUGUAUGAAGCAAGUAUGUCGCAAAUGGAAGCUCUCAUUAAUCGCUCCACUUCUUGCCAUCAGAGAUUGCAGUACCAGUGCCGACAGUCUCGACUGUUCAAUGCCAGAUCUGGAGUAGAAUUUCAACCAUAUUCAUGGUGGGUUUCAAGAAAUAAUCAAAAAAUGGAUUAUUGGGCUGGGGCACUUCCAGGAUCACAUAAGUGUCAGUGUGGAGUUUUGGGCACCUGUGUUGAUCCCACUAAAUGGUGCAAUUGUGAUGCAGGUUUUGAAAGUUGGCAAGAAGAUGGAGGUGAUAUCAAAGAAAAGGAAUUCCUUCCUGUGAAGCAAAUUCGCUUUGGUGACACUGGUAACCCUCUUGAUGAAAAGGAGGGUCGUUACAUUUUAGGACCUCUCAUGUGUGAAGGUGAUGAUCUCUUUAACAACGUGGUAACAUUUCGAAUUGAUGAUGCAUCAAUUGAUCUUCCAACAUUUGAUAUGGGCCACAGUGGUGAUAUUUACUUUGAGUUCAAAACUACUGUAGAAAAUGCAGUUAUAAUGCACAGCAAAGGACCUACAGACUACAUCAAAAUAUCGAUUAUAGGUGGUGACCAACUCCAGUUUCAGUAUCAAGCUGGCAGUGGCCCGUUAGGUGUGAGUGUAGAGACAUCAUACCGUCUUGCUGAUAAUAAUUGGCACUCUGUUUCUGUAGAGAGAAACAGGAAAGAAGCUCGUAUUGUUGUUGAUGGGUCUCAAAAGGCUGAAGUGCGAGAACCAGCAGGACCUGUGAGAGCUUUACAUCUUGACACAAAUCUUGUUGUGGGUGCCACUGUUGAUUAUCGAGAUGGGUAUGUUGGCUGCAUCAGAGCUCUGCUUUUGAAUGGAGAAUUAGUAGAUUUGGCUGGUCAUGCUAAGAGGGGAGUCUAUGGUGUAACACCUGGCUGUGUUGGAAAAUGUGAAAGCAACCCGUGUCUCAAUAAUGGUACUUGUCAUGAGCGUUACGAUGGUUAUAUGUGUGACUGCAGAUUCACAGCAUUUAAAGGACCUAUUUGUGCAGAUGAGAUUGGUGUCAAUAUGAGACCUAGUUCUGCAAUAAAAUAUGACUUCGCUGGAAGUUGGAGAUCAACUAUCAGUGAAAAAAUUCGUGUUGGUUUCACUACUACGAAUCCAAAAGGAUUUUUGUUAGGAUUCUUCUCCAACAUCUCGGGAGAGUAUUUAACCAUCAUGGUUUCCAACAGUGGCCACUACGUCGUUGUUUUUCUGAUUUGUGAUUUCGAACGGCAAAGAGUUGAUUUUAUCUCGGUAAACAUUUUGGUAUGGGACCAAUUAUCAUGAUAUAGGAUACAAGUCGCCAACAAGAAUCUGGAUCUGGACUGUUUGUUUUUCAGGUUGAUAAUAAUGAACACAAAGAGUAUAAAUUCAAUAUUAAACAGUCUGCUGAUGCUCAGUUUAACAACAUACAAUAUAUGUACAUAGGUAGAAAUGAAUCUAUGACUGAAGGGUUUGUAGGAUGUGUUUCAAGAGUUGAAUUUGAUGAUAUAUAUCCAUUGAAGCUGCUUUUCCAGGAAAAUGGACCAUCAAAUGUGCGCUUCAUUGGCUCACCCUUAACAGAAGAUUUCUGUGGAGUUGAACCUGUCACUCAUCCUCCCAACGUAGUUGAAACAAGACCACCUCCUGUUGUGGAUGAUGACAAAUUACGAUCAAUUUACAGGCGUACGGAUUCAGCCAUUUUGGGAGGUAAGCUGGAGAGAUUGAGCUGGAGGAUGGGAGGGGUCUUGGCCAUUAUCUUCCUAGCAUUGGUAAUAAUGGCAAUUUUAAUUGGGCGCUACCUUGCUCGACAUAAAGGAGAGUAUUUGACACAAGAAGAUCGGGGAGCAGAAAGUGCACUUGAUCCUGAUUCUGCUGUUGUACAUUCCACAACAGGACAUCAAGUUCAAAAAAGAAAGGAGUGGUUUAUCUGAUAUCAAAUAUCUGACAUACAGGUUAAAUUACACAUUAUUUGUAAUAGUCAGAUUUUCAAAAGUUUAUUUUAUUUUUUAGGCAGCAUUGUGUUGUGUGACACAGAUCUUGUGUUGUUUAGAUGAACUAUAAAUAUUCAGAUAAUUAUGUACAUAUUUUUUUUAUUAGUUGAUUAAUAGCCCAUGUCAGUUCAUCACUAGCAUUUCUUAAUUUGUAUCGUAUAAACUAUAGGCUGAAAUAUGCUUGCUGUUUAAUCUUCAGGCUGGUGAUGAUGACUGAAAUGUGCAGUAUUUGUUUUUAUUUGAGAGUUUGUACACACAAGCGUUUAGAGUAUGCUUGACAAUUAAGAACAUUAUUUAUGAAACUCUUUUCAGUACGACAGAAAGAGCUUGUAUUUACCUAGUGCAUUAAUACUGCCACCAAGCACGGUAGUGAGAUUACUUCCAGUGACGUAAGUUCACAUAUUCUGGUUCGAAUUAUGAGAUUUGAUACUCCUGAGAAGAGCUAUGCAUUUUUGGUGACAAAAGAUCUGUGAUUUUAUUUAAAGACAAUGCUAAUACUUCAUAAAAGAAGUUUUUUGCUAUAUUUCUGAUAAAUAUUGUUGAAUUGCAUGAAUUAAAGUGCAUAAAUUGUAGUUGAACUGAAAAUUGACCGGAAAUCAAAAUAAAAUGUUUUCAAUAGAAACUUGAUGAUUAAUAUUCAUCAGCAUUUUAAAGACUGACUUGAACUUUUACAUGUAAUGCAGCAUUUAUUGGUGUGAGGUUAGCCCAGUAGAUGAUGAAACAGUCAGUCUUGUGUAUUGCGUGUCUCUUCCUUCAGCAUGUAUCAGGUUCUUCCCUUUUCUAUGUCUAUCUUUUUAUUUGAAUGAUCCAUUUGUUUCUGAACUCUUGCAGAGUUCAAAUCCAAAAAAAGAAGAGAAAAUAUUAAGAAUGUGUUUCAAGUACAGUGCUGACUGAAAACAGCCAAUUUUUCUCUGUUCAUCUUGCAUUUAAGGCAAAAUACUCACACUAUAUUUUGAACAGUAUUAUGUCACAGAUGCAAUAAACGAUUUAUUAUUAAUAAGUUUAUUCACGAAUGAAGAAUGUUUUCCUUCCUAAGUUCCUGGGAGAUGUGUACAAAAUAACAGUAGGAAAAUAAAAUUACAGUGAAUGCAUGAAGGAAAUGUUUAUGAUUGUAAGUGAAAAUAUUAUAUAGGAAAGAUUAACCAAAUAAUUGCUCAGUAGCUAAUUAACUUUUUUAAUUUUAUAGUUACAAUUCUAAAGACAUUCUUAUUCUGUGGGCAUUACUCUUUUUAUGCUAAUGAAUGAUGAAUAAUGACUCGUAUUAGCAGGUCUCUCCUGCACAGGUUGUGAAGUCACCAAGAAUAUUCAGAUUUGAAAAAUGAAAUGACAAGGCAUUUGCUCUUUUUCCAUGUAUUACCAUUAUUUGACAAUUCCUUGUAAAACUAAAGAGAAUUGGAACUCAAUAGAAACAACAGACAAGAAGAAGAAAACUUUUUAAUAAAACUAUAAUUGAACCUCCUUGCCUUGCUCCAUUUACUAUUGUGCUAAUCCAGGAUGAUAUUGUAAAAAAUGUUUGUAUAUAUAUACCAGAAAAGCUGUAGAAAAUGUAGAAAAUAGUUAAAUAUAGGAUUUAUUUUGGGAAAUCAAACACUAAAGAGAUGUGCUUCAUAUGAAAUAAUGAGUAGAGACUGGAUGUAGGCACCAAAAUAGACCAGAAAAUCAUAUCCAUAAUUUUCCUAAAUAAUAUGUUAUAUGGCAUCAGAUCAUGGACAUAUGUUAACAAAGAACAUGCUACAAAAUUAAAGUGAACUUCAAAUGUGAUUUAAUGCAAUUAGGCCUACAUAUCCAAAAACCCACUUGGGCAAUAUUUAAUGGAAUUGGAUCUUAAAGGAACAGUAUGUUCUAAUCUUGACAGUGUGAUUAUGCUACAUUCUAUCAAUAUACAAUAGCAUUCUGCACUAAUUAAGGAAUUAUCUUUCAAGGCCCAAACCAACCAUGUACUUUUUUCACAUAUUAAGUCUGUCUUCCUUGAGACAAAACAGUUUUUAGAAAAAAAUGAAAUCCCCACAUGAACUGUCAUUUUUGCUGCAUUGUUCUUCCUCCAUGUUAAUGACUGACCAAUUAUCAGAAAUAACAGUUUCAGUAUCAGUUAAAAUUUUGCUCUUAUUAUUCGACUUGCUGUGUGUCUACUUGUCGUCUACUACACCCUGUGAAUUCUAUCAUUGCUGAAAAAAGAAACCUAUAUAAAGCAAUUAUUGGAAAGAUGUGUAUGAGGUAUUCAAGUGUUAUUUUACUUUUUGGUAUUUUUCUUAUUGAAAGAGAUUUGCAUCUACAGUUUUGUUAACUUCUUUACUUCAAAAACUGUGUAAAGAAUGAACUGAAUCUGACAUUUACUCAAAUCUUGAAUAAAGUCAGUAUGUAUGUUAAUUCUGUGCUAAUUUACCUCCAUUAAGUGCCUCAAAAUACAUUUUCAACAGUCGUGCAUACCUGCUUUCACCGAAAAAAAAAAUCCCAGAAUGGACUAUUUUCCAAAUAUGUGAUCACUGGAUAAUCUGGAAGCUUGCCUAUCAUGGAAGCGAGGAGGAAUAUUUAGUAUGACUAAAAAACAGUUAAAAAUUCUGAAUAAGGCGGAAAACAAAUAUUGUUCUAAAAUUAAAUAUUGAAUUGUAAAUGUGGUGACAUCGUUCCACGAGACGCUCAGAUCUGUGCUCAUCCAUUUUUCAGCUAUCUUUGUCCAAACAUUGUAUUUCCCAAGCUACUCAUCUAAAAGCCACUAUUUAUUUGUAAUAGCACUGACAUUCACAAGCCCGAGUGAAGGAAAGGGGGAGCGAGAAGAGCAACCCUUCACAGUUUCUGUAAUGCAUGCUUUAGGUCCAGUGGUUCUAAAUGUUUAUUGUUCAGUUCGAGAUGCAGAUGUUUUCUUAAUCAAGUUUUAUGAUUUCGGGUGGCAAAUCGAAAACAUUAACUCUUGGAAAAUUGAGAAAAUUAGUCUAACUGAUGAAUAUGCUUUUGUCAGGAAUUUGAUAAAUUUAAAUUAUGAAACCUCAGGAAUGAAGACAAAAAUGUGUGGUUAAAAGAGUUUUUAUAUCACAGUAUUCACAAGUACACAGGCAAAUGGCAGAAACCUAAAUCAUCAUAUGAAUUCAUCUGUUCCUGCAAAUAUUGAAGAAAGAAAUACCUCUUUUACUUUUUGUGGCGUUCUUUGUUUCGUUAGAUUUUGUGUUGCCUUUCUAUAUGUCACUUUUUUUUUGUCCCUCCCAGGACGUCUUAGUUUCUUUGAAAUUUAGUUUUGAGGUGAGAAACUACUCGUACAAGGUACUCCAUACUUGAAUGAUUGCAUUUUCUGAAUUGACAACUUUUAUUGCAAAGCUGAACAAGCCAGAAUAUGACAGAAGAAACUAGUACAAGAUGGAAGAAAACUGUUUUCUUCUGUCUUGUACAGGCUUUACUAUACUUACUUUCACUGUUUAUUGAUUAGAAAGUGUUUGUGGUACAUAUAUGGCAAAAUAUACUUAUGCUUAUUGCAAAGAAGACAUGGCCAAAUAAAACAACUGGGUUUUGCAAAAUAAAAGAAAUGUUGAGGCAACAUUAAUCAAUAUGACUGCCACCUCACAUAUUGAGGAUGAUUCCAAGAGUAUAUACUUGUAAGAUACCAUGAAUUAGUUUGGAACACAAUGUAUGCAACAAAAGUCUUCGGCAUACUCCUUUCAAAAUGCUGGACUUAGCUCGUGAAUAUUACCUUCUCCAUCAACAUUCCAUUCAUUUUCCAAAGACACUUUCAUAAAUUACUAUUUUAAUAAAAUGAAGGAGAUCUUUAAUCCAUCCAUUAAAAAUAAUAAAAAAAGAAAAUCUUAAAGAAACAUAAGUUGCCCUGUAAUGGCAACAGUUUGAAGCAUUAUCAAGGCAUGUUGCCUGUACCCAUUUGAUCAGUAAACAGUGGUUAUUCCUCCAGGUGUUCUUCAGAGAUCAAUUUCUUGUUUGGCCCUAUGGGCUUAUACUUUAAGUGGGUCUCUUUUCUGGUUCUUUUCCACCCUCUCCUAUAUUCUAUAUCUCAGCUUUUUUCUACUGUCCAUGUUUGUUAAUCUAAGUGUUGUGUUUCCUAUUAUGAGGUGUGGAUAUCUCACUUGAUUAGCAUCAGUCAGAGAUAUCUUUGAGCUGUAGAAUCCACACAAUCCAUUUUCUGAUCAAUACAGAAACAACAUGUUUUGUUAUGAUAUGAAUUCUCCAUUUAGUUUCCUUUUAUCAUGCUUCUUAAUUAUUUUAUCGGUUCUGCUUUGUUUUUGUUUUGCUUACUACGUUUUCUGUAAUCUGUAAAAUAAUGAUUCCUAAAUAAUUAAAUUUGACACUUGAUCUAUAAUGUUCUCAUCACUCAAGACUUUAAACUUCUCAUUUCUUUACCUUUAAAUGCCAUUGUCUUAAUCUUGAUGGUAGAGAUUUUCGUGUUGUAAGUCAUAUGCUAUUAUAUACAGUUAAUUUGUUGUGGUGUAAAGCCAUCUUUUGUUUCCAUUAUGGGUGCACAUCAGCAUUAUAGAAGAUGGUUUUGCACUUUUGUCUUUUGUUGAUUCCUUUUUUCACAAUUUUUUCUAUUGUUUCAUUACGUAAUUGGCAUGGUGGCUAAUAAUCUGUAAUAUUCACAUUAUUCAUUUUGGGAAUAAGGAAGAUUAGGAAAUGAAUAAAACAAGUGAGCAUUUUUAGGCAUUACUCAAGAAAAUAGGGAAAAUUACCUUCACAAUAAACACGAAUACCUUGACAAGAACAUACAUUAUCUUUAUGAUACCUAUGAUAAUGAAGUAUAUUUAGGCUCUUUACCUAACAUCCUGUCUCUACAAGUAAGGUUGGGAAAAUAGUCAUUCAAUUUGUAAAGUUUAUUCCUUUUUAAAUAUUGUGCUUUUAAUAAUCUUGUAUGUUGAAAAUGAAAUUUCACUCAUUCCUUCAAUAAAAAUAAAUAGAUCAAUUUUUACAUUUGUAUUUCAAAUCUGAUAUUUAAUAUUCCUUUGUGCAUCUGAAGUCAAUAAAGUUUUUAAAAU